AUGUUUCGAUUACAACGGUUUAAGUAUACUGCGUUCAUCGGACAAGUGGGGCGCUGUGUCCGGAACAUGUUCAUUCAGGUACAAGAUACGCCCAACCCGAAUAGCAUGAAGUAUUUUCCUGGGAAAGACGUACUGGGUGCUGGCACUUUUGAUUUCCCUUCCAUGGUCCACACGAAACGCUCCAAUUUGGCCCGCCAGUUGUUCGGUAUCCAGGGAGUGGAGCGCGUUUUUUUCGGCCCCGACUUUAUCACAAUCACCAAGGCCGAGGAUGUGGAUUGGAAGGUCAUCAAGCCCGAGGUGUUCGCCACCAUCAUGGAUUAUUACGCUUGUGGUUUGCCUAUCAUGAAUGAAGCGGUGGAAGACGAGUCCACUGCCGUUGAAGAGGAUGAGGGUGAUGAAACUGUGAUGAUGAUUAAGGAACUCCUUGAUACUCGAAUUCGGCCCACCGUUCAGGAAGACGGAGGUGAUGUCGUCUACAUGGGAUUCAAAGAUGGCAUCGUUAAGCUCAAAUUGCAAGGCUCCUGUUCCAGUUGUCCGAGUUCCAUCGUCACACUGAAAAAUGGGGUACAAAAUAUGCUGCAAUUUUACGUACCGGAUGUGUUGGGUGUUGAACAAGUCGAAGAUGAGGCGGACUCUGUCUCCGCGGAACAGUUCAGGCGAACCGAGGCCGAGAUCGGUGCCGAUAAGCCAAAAUCAUGA
Dicrocoelium dendriticum is the source of this 699-nucleotide messenger RNA. The record is from the annotation of a GenBank genome assembly. NCBI's taxonomy places the organism in Eukaryota, Metazoa, Platyhelminthes, Trematoda, Plagiorchiida, Dicrocoeliidae.